Necator americanus (New World hookworm) is the source of this 330-nucleotide messenger RNA. RefSeq lists its product as uncharacterized. Bases 1 to 330 code for a protein of 109 amino acids. Lineage: Eukaryota; Metazoa; Nematoda; Chromadorea; Rhabditida; Ancylostomatidae. The record is from RefSeq and is a predicted model, not a curated record. The transcript has 3 exons.
AUGGUCGAAAUUUAUGGUCUCAAAGGAAAAAAGGUCGAAAUUUAUGGUUUCUUCACUCCUGAACGGAACGAACGCCACAACGAUACGGGAGGCCGCCAGCGAGAUGGUUUGAUGUGUUCGAAGGAGGACCAGCUGAGAGAUCAUCUCCAUGCGCCUGAAGGGCCCCGUCAACGUCACUCACGAAACGAUCUAACGAAGGCGAUAAAGCCAAAACGUCAGAUGUUAAUCAAGAGCGAUACCGAUCCUGGCUACAGCUUAAGGAAAAUCAAUCAAAAGACAGAAAUAAGCAGGAGACUGCUUGAAUCUCGUCUUCACAAGGAGCGACGUUAA